CUUUUCACCAUGCUUUCAUUCCAGAGAGACAGCCACAACGUGAAAGAAUAAGAAGAGAAAGAGAGAGAAGGAUCUCUUUCAGCUUCAAUCUGUAACGUCAACUCGACAAAUACGAUUUCUUUUUAAUACAGAAAUCAUCUGAUUUACUUACGACUGUUGACAUCCUGAAAUUAUCCUUAAUUUCUUCUUACGUGGCACCUUUUUCUGUUGUGUGAGAAAUAUUCUUGAGAUCUCGCGUCACGUGAGAUUCAAAAUGAAUUGGACAUUCUUAAAGCGACGUGCUCGUUAAACAGAGCUGACAGCUGUUGAUGGAAGAGGUGACGAAUUAAUUGACUUUUAAAUCUCGGCUUCUGCAAACAUUGAGUCUGACAAACAAAUCGCGUGGCGAGAUGUCGUCGCACAUUAACGGAUUGGAGAUGGAGCGAAACGCCGGGUUUGUCGACAUGCUGGAGUACAGACGGAGAGAUUGUGACUUCUUGUGGGCGACGCGUUCCAUGGAGCCGAUGUUACCGCACAUGCUGCCACCGGAGUCGGUCUACGACAGGGAGAAGAUCAUGCAGGCUGUCCUGCAGGACAAACAGGUCAGAGUUGCCAUCGACACGAUAGCAAGGACGGCGGGUGUUGGAGUUAAGGAUGUCGAAAGCCGUGCUCGUGCUGUAAUAAACGAGAUGGCUAGUAAAGCGGAUUUGGCGACGGUCCGUUGGCUAGGUAUCUUCAUUACAAAAGCUAUGAAGAGGAUGUUCUCGAAGAUUUAUAUAAAUGAAAGCACACUUUUUGACUUGAAGAAGGAAACGCGAAUAUCUCAAGUGCAGUAUAUCUAUGUGCCAUCGCACAGAAGCUAUCUGGAUUUUAUUCUGUUGUCGUACAUUCUCUUUUCUUAUGACAUGGCAUUACCGAACAUCGCGGCUGGCAUGGAUUUUUAUAAUAUGAAAAUAGUGGGAGAGUUGCUGCGCAAAACGGGAGCAUUUUAUAUACGACGUAGUUUCUCGAAUGACUUAUUAUACAAGCAAAUUUUUCGAGCGUACAUCAACACCAUCGUUAGUCAUAGUGACAGAGCGAUAGAAUUCUUUGUCGAGGGUACACGGAGUCGUAGUCAGAAGAGCACAAUGCCGAAAUAUGGUCUUCUGUCCAUUAUUGUAGAAAGUUUGCUUCAAGGCGACGUACCUGACAUACAUUUUGUACCUAUGAGUAUUAAUUACGAACGACCGCCGGAAGAAUUAUUAUUUGUUUACGAGAUGCUGGGAGUCCCGAAGCCGAAAGAGAGUACGGCUGGACUCUUCCGGUCGCUUUCCGUUCUACAAAAACCUUUCGCUCACGGACGCAUUUUCUUUAACAUUGGGGAACCAAUAUCUGCCAGUCAAUUUGUGGACAAGUCAUAUCGCCAGAGGAAAGUUUUACAACCAUCUUUCAAAAUUCCAUCGUCCGUUGUGGAGAAUAUAGCCUAUCUUAUAAUAGAAUCACAUAAGAGAAAUAUUGUACUUAUGCCAAUUAAUAUCAUCGCUUUAUUGCUCAAUGAAAGAAUUCAGACGAAACCAAGAGAGUUAUAUACGCUCGAUGUGUUGGUCCAAGAUUAUCAAUGGUUUAAAAGCUUUGUUACCAAGUCAUUGAAAGCCUUGAUGUAUGAAACUGAAACAAUACACUAUGCUUGUUGCAGUACCGAUAAGAUCAAACAAGAAAUAUUGGAAUCUUUAAAACCACAUGAUGAAUUAAUAGUCCUCGAUUCGAACACGUUAAAAAUCAAACAGAGGCAUAAAGGAGUGAAACGAAUAAAUUAUUCAAAUAUCAAGGGAUAUCCUUUAUCCGAACAGACUCUGCAAAUGGCAGUAUCUGCUAUUAAUAUUUCAAUUUAUAUCAAUCCAACCUUGGCUUUUCUUGCAGAGACAACUUUCAUUACUGCAACAAUAGGACAGAAUGGCACUCAAACCGAAGUAGCUUUGGAAAGAUAUCAACUAUUAAGAAAACUGCUCAGCACAGAAUUCGUGAUGCGUCCAAUUGAAGACAAAACUUUAAUUAAAACGGAAUGGGAAAGAUCACUGAGUAUAUUGCUAUCACAGGACUGUUUAUAUGUGGCAAAUGACUCAAUUUUUGUAGGAAAUAACAUUAAACUGUUUUCUAUCUUGCAUAACGUUAUAUUACCUUUCAUAGACAUUAUAUACGUGAUGUGUAUCUUAUUAUCUGAGUGGACUAAAAGAACGUCGGUAGAACUCACGGAUCGGACGAUUCUUGUUGAAACGCAAAAAGAAGUGGAAAGAUUAAUAUUUGAGACCAAGGAUUGGUGCCAACAUCCCUAUUGUUUAUCUCUCGAUCUGUGCAACACAUCGUGGUCUAGUUUAUUAUCGCAAGGUAUCAUUAUACACCAGAAACAUACCAAUACGUAUCAAACGGAUAAAAUGAAAUUGACAUAUCUCAUUGGUGCGUUGCGUGAAUUGCCCUUACAACAUCCCACGAUAACUUACGUUGAUGCGUUUCCUUUAAUUAUUUCAACGCCAUCGAUAGAUGUACAAGCUAAGUUGUAACAGUUUAUGU
Molecule: messenger RNA, 2526 nt
Organism: Solenopsis invicta (red fire ant)
Lineage: Eukaryota; Metazoa; Arthropoda; Insecta; Hymenoptera; Formicidae
Gene: Dhap-at
Product: dihydroxyacetone phosphate acyltransferase
Exons: 6
Coding region: 390-2516 (708 amino acids)
Biological process (GO): ether lipid biosynthetic process
Cellular component (GO): peroxisomal membrane; mitochondrial membrane
Molecular function (GO): glycerone-phosphate O-acyltransferase activity
Source: RefSeq, a predicted model, not a curated record